AUGUGCAACGCGCUUGGUUGCGCAUGCUGGGGUCCGAUUGGCCCUUUGCCAAGCGUGGUAGUUCAAAGCCACGCCCGGUUUGGUGCGCUCGCACCGGUUUCCAGCCGCACUGCCGUUGGCUCGUUCAUUGAUCGGUUUCACUGGCCGCAUCCGAUCAGCCAUGAUUGGCCCACUGCAGAGCCCCAACACCUCGCCUUUCCAGGUCGCGGAACCGGGAACGGUCACCGCUGGCAGCAGGAUAUCAAUAUCGAGGAGUCGCUCGCUCAGAGGCUCGCCUUCUUCAAUGCAUCCACGAUGGCCAGCACCACCUCAGAUGCCACCAUGCAGUUCUCGGGAAAGGACCUGGAAGACAUCCAGCGCGUGGCUGGUCUGUUGAACCUCACUGUGGACGAGUUGCUGCAGCGAAGGCGAACCCGAUCACACGAUACUGCUACGAACAGUCCUCUCCAGCAACCCGUGCUGGGAGGUCUGCAUCGGGGAUACUCGCCGUUGCAGUGGGAGAACGGCGCCUCUACAGGCCAGCAGCUCGCAUAUCGGGACCUAGGCUCGGACACCGUCGACUUGGGAGACUUUGAAUCAUCAGGUUCCGGACUCGAAUCGCCCGACUUUUUGCUUCCAUCCCCUGUCUUGGUCGGCCAGGACCGCACAACGGAAGUCUUUCUGCUAAAUCCUCAGACAACCCGCUAUGACUGCGAUGUGCCACUAUCAGGCUUCGACCAGCCCGCUGGUGGAAGCUUCGCUUUCGACCGUACGACGGCAGAUCCCGAGGCGGACGGGGAGGAACCACACGACUCCGCGGUACGGAUGGACAUCGAUUCUGGGUCACAUGUUAGCGAUCAUACCGUUCAAGAACAGGGGGACGGGUGUCUCUUGGAUGAUGUGUCGACGGACUGGGCUUUGGUCUCGGCUUCUCCGGAGUCCUCGGUGUGCCUAACGCCGAUCUCAGCUUCCACCAGUUCGGCGAACAAACGCUUUUACAAGAUUGCUCCGAGACUCUCCAAGUCCAGUUCGCAAUCUGCCUCGGAGAGCGGUUCUCACCGUGUGAAAAAGAAGCGUAGUCCCUACGAAGGAAGCAAAAGGAUUGACACCCAUCUCACACGCCAGCUCCACGCCUGCGUGAGAUGUAGGAUGCAGAGGAAUAGGUGUAUCCCUGACCCGACAAACCCUCGCGGUCCCUGCCUGACCUGCCAGCAGAGGACUGUUCGGAUGAGCCGGCUACCGUGCCUUCGGUAUAUGGUGACCGACAGCACGUUGUUUCGAACGGGGCUGGACUACAUGCCGUUUUACAGGGACCAUCCGAUGGUGGGGCCUCAUUACGGUGACUUCCACCUCGAACGGCAGUGGCUAGACGUCCCGUCCAAGUUUCUGUGCUUGGGCCAGGUUGGCUCCUUGCAUUUCAAAGUCGAAUUGAAGAGAUUUGUUCCACCUGCGCACUCCCGCGACGUUGAUCUCAAGGGGCGGUCCAUGUAUGCCGUUCCCUGGGCUAUAGCCGAUCCCGAGGCUGCCGUUGAAGCGAUCACCGAGUACAUCGACCGGGCAAAAAGAUCAUACCUGGCAGCCUACCUCGACGAUACAGAUCCCCUAGUCUGGAACAUCUUCGAAGCGGCCUACCGCGCGUCCGUGUUUCCUGUUCCCAACGAGAUGCUACAAAAGACGCUGCGCCUUUGGGUCGCGUGCCGAUUUAUCGAGUCCAAGUGGCGAUGCUGGGCCGAGUCUGGCUGGGCCGACAGCGAGAUCCGGGAGGCGAACCCACAGGAUCCGUUCUACCGGGAUCUCGACUCGCUGCCUCCCUACAUCGACUACCAGCUCGCUUCUAUCAUCAUCCACCGUAUCCUCGGCCCCCUUAGAAAGGACGUUCUCCGUGAACUCCAGAGCACGUUUAAUACCCACAGCCCAAAGGAUUGGUUCGCUACGUUUCUGACAUCCUUUAUUCUCCUGCAAAACUACGAGAUGCAGAUGUUGUUCCAGAGGCAGUUUGCCGCAAGGAGAAGAGCGCGGGUGCAAUAUUUGGACAUGCCACUUGUUCGGGCGACGAACUCCGGAGCGAAAACCAUCCUAGCGCACUUCCACUACUGCUACAAGGGGCAGCAGCUGUUCUCGCCGGGCUUUGACUGGAACUCCCCGAGGGUUCGCAGGAUGGCGCGGCUGGACCUCGAGCAGACUCAGUUCAUGGCGCAAUGCCGCGACGUCGUGGUCAAGAAAGCUCGCAUCUUUCACAGCAUCAACAACAGCGAUGUGUAUCACGAGCAGUGGUGGUACACAAGCCAGCUCUUCGACCCGGACUGGACGCCACGCGACACGCUAGAACAUGCCCCGCCGGCUGAAGCCAAUCAUUGGCCCGCGGAAGUCCAGGGAGAUCUCGCUUGGGGCCCUUCCUCCUUUGCAUCGCCUGACGACUACACCCUGACUCUCACCGAGCAAGAGAUAUCCGAGGUCAAAUUUGGCCUGCAGCACUUCAACGACCUCGGACUGUACGGAAGCGAAGUCACACCGGACACCUUUCCCCUGCCGAUACUCGGCCCAAAGCUGCAGCGGAUUGCUGCCGAUAUCCACCACGGGAAGGGGUUUGCCGUGAUCCGGGGCCUGAAGCCAGACGAAUUGUCGCCCGAGGACAAUGUUCUCGUGUUUCUCGGUAUCUCAAGCUACAUCGGCGUGCAACGGGGCCGGCAAGACGAAGAGGGCAACAUGUUGAUGCACAUCCGAGAUGCGAAGCUCUCCAAGACGGCGCAGAAAGAUCGGCCUACCAGAUACUCUUCCCGGGCAUCGACCUUCCACACUGACACUUUCUGCGACAUUUUGGCCCUGCAAACCCGCAACAACGCCUCCAGCGGCGGCAAGAAUCUCCUGGCCUCUUCCUGGACAGUAUACAACGAAAUCUCACGCAGUCACCCGCAGCUCCGAGAGCUGCUCGCCCAGCCAGUCUGGUCCUUCGAUAGCCGCGGCAAGUUCCUCCCCUCAAAUACCCGCCCACUCCUCUACCACCACGCCAGCCGCAUCAUUAUGAACUUUGCGCGCGAGCCCCUGCUCGGACUAGACGGCGUCGCCCGUAACCCGAGCCUGCCGUCGCUCACGGACGAGCAGCGGCGCUCGCUGGACGUAGUGGAGGAGAUUGCGCGGCGCAACCAGAUCGUGCUGGAGGCGCAGCGUGGGGACCUGCUGUUUAUUAAUAACCACGGCGUGCUGCACUCACGGGAGGCGUUUGAGGACUCGGCGGCCGCGCCGAGGUAUCUUGUCAGGAUGUGGCUGAAGAACCCGGAGAUGUGCUGGGAUCUGCCGAGGGGUCCGUUGCGGGAUGGGAACCGCAGGAUUUAUGACCGGAGUGGGUCGGAGGAGUUGGGGGAGCAGUGGAAUAUCGUGGACAUUCCGAGGGAUGUGUUUCGGCUGAGUGAGCGGCUUACUUCUUGA
Molecule: messenger RNA, 3405 nt
Organism: Chaetomium strumarium
Lineage: Eukaryota; Fungi; Ascomycota; Sordariomycetes; Sordariales; Chaetomiaceae
Exons: 8
Coding region: 1-3405 (1134 amino acids)
Molecular function (GO): oxidoreductase activity
Source: RefSeq, a predicted model, not a curated record